This is a messenger RNA of Daldinia childiae, 774 nucleotides long. Its product is annotated as Protein cms1. The record is from RefSeq and is a predicted model, not a curated record. Lineage: Eukaryota; Fungi; Ascomycota; Sordariomycetes; Xylariales; Hypoxylaceae. Gene Ontology annotation, cellular component: nucleus; 90S preribosome. The transcript has 5 exons. Bases 1 to 774 code for a protein of 257 amino acids.
AUGGCCGAAACUCAAGUUCAGAGGCAGCAACCCGCAGCCACAAAAGCCAAGUCCAAGAAACGCCCUCGCAAUGACGAAACUACUGCACGUAAACGAAGAAAGCAAGCUUAUGAGGAAGAAGAGGAAUACCUCGACCUAGAAGCCGGUGUAAACAAGAAGAUCUCUAUGAUCGAUAGCCUACUCCUUGCAGACCAUUAUUCCAAGAAAAUCAGGAGAUUCGGAACGGAUUUAAAACCAGUCGAGCUCAGCCAGUUAGACAUAUCACCAAACUACAUCACAGACACCACGUCUUUCCAGGAGACGAGGAAUCUAGAGAAUCUGCCACAGUUCCUAGAGCAAUUCGCAGACGCAAAGAAGCUAGGGGAAGCACCCAAGGACAAUGGCGCACCACACACUAUCAUCGUCACCGGUGCCGGUCUAAGAGCCGCAGAUCUCGUGAGAUCUGUUCGGAAAUACCAAUCGAAAAACAACGCAGUCGCAAAACUAUUCGCAAAGCACAUAAAAAUCGAGGAAAGCGUACAAUUCCUCCAGAAGCACCGCACGGGUGUUGCAGUAGGCACUCCCGUUCGAUUAUCCGACCUAGUCGAUAACUCCGCCUUGAACCUAAGUAAGCUCGAGCGCCUGGUUGUAGAUGCUUCGCACAUUGAUCAGAAGAAACGCGGUGUCAUGGAUAUGAAGGAGACCAUGUUGCCACUAGCCCGUUGGCUAGCCCGCCAAGAGUUCAAGGAGAGGUAUGCCGAUCCUGAGAAGCCCCUACAGCUACUUUUCUACUGA